AUGAUAUCUCCGAAAUAUAUUCUGCUGUUUCUGGCCCUAUUUUACUUCCUGGAUGGCGUUUCGUCGGUUACUUGCGAUGUGGAACCCACAAAUACCUCCUGCAUCGACUGCCGAAUAUAUCCUACGCAUAUUGAGUGUUUACACAAGCUUUUCACUCCAGUAACAACAACUGCUCCGCUGACUGUGACCACAACCAGAAGAUCACGCAUUGGGCGAUUUCGCAGCUUUUUCGGCAACUUUAUAACGCGAAUGAGGAAUAAAAGUUGGUUUUAA
This is a messenger RNA of Drosophila serrata, 273 nucleotides long. RefSeq lists its product as uncharacterized. NCBI's taxonomy places the organism in Eukaryota, Metazoa, Arthropoda, Insecta, Diptera, Drosophilidae. The record is from RefSeq and is a predicted model, not a curated record.